AUCUACUGAUUGAUUUGAUUGAUUGUGUUGUGUGAGUCAGUGUGAGUGAUAAUUUCCUGGUUUUCUAUUCUAUUUUAUUUGUGCGAAUUUACAUUUUGUUUCUAUAAUCAACUGUAUAAUGAAUAAUGCACCGCAAUUUUCUCUGCGUUGGAAUAACUACGUUACCCACGUAACAGAAGCAUUCAAUACACUACGAUUUGAAAAUGAUUUGGUUGAUGUCACUUUGUACUGCGAUGGUGGUAAAAUUAAGGCCCACAAAAUGCUGCUAUCCGCUUGCAGUAGCUACUUUAAACAGAUUUUCAAAGAGAAUCCUUGUCAGCAUCCUGUGGUAAUUUUCAGGAACUUCAAGUAUGAAGACUUGAAUGCUAUCAUUAAUUUUAUGUAUCAUGGUGAAGUAAAUAUCUUCCAAGAACAAUUGGAAUCAUUUCUUAUUACAGCUGAACUUUUAGAAGUUAAGGGUUUGACUGAUAAUGCGGAAGAAGAACCGUCCAAAGCUCACUUAAGAAUGAGUGAUGCUUCUUUAGAUUUAAGUUCUAAAUCAAGUAGAAUUACUGAAGAAAUUGUCCCUGUACCUGUUGUAAUGGAUGAACCGAUAAAUUUAGCAACAAUCCAAAAUGCUCGUGAUGAGUACAUUCCACAAACAAAUGUAGCACCGAAUAUGCCAGACCAAGACAGUGAGUCUGUAGAAGUAAUUCAUCCGCCAAUUUCUAAAGUUGAGGAAAGUGUGACCACCCGACCAAAAGCAAUGGAACGAACAACCACAGAGGAGAUGCAAGUUGAUAAUCAGUCAACAUCUGCCGAGGAUUUAUCAGAGAAAAAUAAUUCUGAAUCAGAUUUGGCGAAAUUUCGUUGCCAGUUAUGUCCAAAAGGUUUCAAGCAUCCAACAUCAUUGACAUUGCACAAAGACUCACAUGCGGGUAAAACUCAGUGUCCUGUUUGUCACAGGUCAUUCUCCAGAUCCUAUGACAUGAGGAGUCACCUGCAAAGAAUACAUCAGGGAAAACAACUGACUAUUAAAGAGAUAAGAUAUAAGAGCAACAAUGACAAUGUUGGAACUAAGCAAUUUACUCAUCAUAUUUAAUUAUUAUAUUUACAAUAACAUUAGCACAUAGUGCAAAAUGCCUCUAAAGAUUUAAGCAAAUGUUGUAAUUUACAAUGUCUAUAGAUAAAAUGUUGUAUACAUAUAAUUAGGUAAGGCAUGUGGUGCCUUCUUAACUCUAUUGUUGUAUAAGUCGUUCAUAAUGGAAUAUAUUUUAUUUACUAUGUUUAAGUCACAAAUCUUGCUCAGUGCUGUAGCUUUGGCUAUUUUUAUACUAGUCUGUAACAAUAUGAUUAUUAUUGUUUUAA
Messenger RNA from Amyelois transitella, 1347 nucleotides. RefSeq names its product modifier of mdg4. Lineage: Eukaryota; Metazoa; Arthropoda; Insecta; Lepidoptera; Pyralidae. Gene Ontology annotation, cellular component: nucleus. The record is from RefSeq and is a predicted model, not a curated record. The coding region runs from base 119 to 1081 and encodes 320 amino acids. Gene Ontology annotation, molecular function: protein binding. The transcript has 2 exons. Gene Ontology annotation, biological process: regulation of transcription by RNA polymerase II.